Clunio marinus is the source of this 655-nucleotide messenger RNA. NCBI's taxonomy places the organism in Eukaryota, Metazoa, Arthropoda, Insecta, Diptera, Chironomidae. The record is from the annotation of a GenBank genome assembly.
GAGUUUCGGGUGGAGUGUGUGAUAGAGGCAAUACAUCACUGAAAUGGGAAACAACAAACAAAAGGGUAAAAAGGUGGCUUUGCAGAAAUAUGCUCAGCUCAAACGAAUGAUAAGUCUUAAGGACAACAGACUUAAGGAAGCAGAUCGUGUCAAAAAGACAGAAAAAGAGGAUUCAUCUAAACCUAAACUGAUUGAGAAACCACAGCAAUCUUCAGCUCUAUUUUUCAGUUAUAAUACACAAUUAGGACCACCAUUUCAUAUAAUUCUAGAUACCAACUUUAUAAAUUUUAGUAUCAAGAAUAAAUUGGAUAUCAUCAAAUGUAUGAUGGAUUGUUUAUAUGCAAAGUGCAUUCCCUAUAUCACUGAAUGUGUUCGAGGAGAGUUAGAAAAGAUGGGACAGAAAUAUAAGCUUGCUCUGAAGAUAAUCAAAGACGACAGGUUUGAGCGAUUAUCGUGUAUGCACAAAGGAACUUACGCUGACGAUUGCAUCGUCAAUAGAGUGACACAACACAAAUGCUAUAUUGUAGCAACAAAUGAUAAAGAACUGAAAAGAAGAAUUCGUAAAAUUCCUGGUGUGCCUAUUAUGAGCGUUUCUAUUAAUCGUUAUCAAAUCGAAAGAAUGCCAGACGCAUUCGAACCAACAACUAAAAAAUGA